GCCCAAGUGUCUUGAAAAUCACUGAACAUUUAUUUCAGAUCACGUAAAGAUAAGAUAUAUUUUUUUUUUUUUUUUAAGCAAAAAAGUUUGCUCUUUUUGCUUUUGUUAUGGCCAGGAGGAGGUCCAAAAGAGCCGGAUCAAAAUCAGCGGAUGGUCACUCUGUAAGCGGGUUUGGCUGCCUUUCAUGUGUCCGGGGGCCUGACCUUGCAGAAAAUCAAACUAAUGGUAUGGCUACGAUCGUUUCCGAGAAUAGCAAUGGCGGGAAGGAUAUGUGGGAUGCCUCUGCGGCCGACCGACGGGAACCGGAAGUCGGCGCUGGUGGAGAAUUCCCCGAUCAUCUGGUUAUCAUGGUGAAUGGCAUCAUUGGCAGUGCAGACAACUGGAGGUAUGCUGCUAGUCAAUUUGUAAAGAAGCUUCCUGACAAAGUUUUUGUCCAUUGCAGUGAGCGGAAUGCAUCAACAUUGACUUUUGAUGGGGUUGAUCGGAUGGGUGUUCGUUUAGCUGAAGAAGUUAAGUCAAUCAUAGAGAAUAAACCUGGACUUAAAAAGAUAUCAUUUGUUGCUCACUCUCUGGGUGGCUUGGUAGCAAGGUAUGCUAUUGGGAUACUAUAUGAGCCACCUUUGCAAAGUGAUUAUGGAGUGCAAAACGGUGGUGAUUCAGAUUUAAUUGAUUCCAACGCCAAUCAUAAUGUGAAAGAAGAGUUGAAGGGUAAAAUUGCUGGUUUGGAGCCUAUAAAUUUUAUAACUUUUGCAACACCUCACCUGGGGUCCAGGGGACAUAAGCAGCUUCCGUUACUUUGUGGUAUUCGUGUUUUGGAAAAUGCUGCAACUUACAGCGCACACUGGUUUGUUGGAAGAACUGGCAAACAUCUUUUUCUUAGAGAUAAUGAUGAUGGAAAACUUCCACUUUUGCGUCGAAUGGUGACUGAUUAUGGUGACCUACGUUUCAUGUCUGCUUUGCGUUCAUUCAAAAGGCGUGUUGCCUAUGCAAAUGUGAGGUAUGACCAUAUGGUGGGCUGGCGGACUUCUUCAAUUCGACGCCAAAGUGAAUUGCCCGAGCUGCGCAAGGUUCCUAUAAAUGAGAAGUAUCGACACAUCAUUAAUGUAGAGAAUGGGGAUUGUGCUAAGAAUACUCCAAGAGUAUCUGCACGAAAAGAUGAUCAUGUCACAGAUGCAAUUGAAGAGGAAAUGAUUGCAUGUCUUACUCAAGUACCAUGGGAAAGAGUUGAUGUAUCUUUCUACAGAAGCAGGCAACGGUUCCUUGCUCACAGUACAAUUCAGGUAAAAUGGUACUGGAUGCAAUCAGAAGGUGCUCAUGUAAUAUGUCAUAUGAUCGAUAAUUUUGUCAUCUAAUUUUUCCAGGGGCGUAAAGGUUUUCUAUCUCAUAGAACCUUUAAAAUUUUUCUCUUUCCUUCCAAGAUCAGAUGAAUUUACCUACCAUUUUAUGAAGACCGUUAACUACUUAUGGGAAUCUUCUACUUGUCGAAGAAGGAAAUGUGUAGCAUUGAAGAGAACAGCUGGUGCCUUUACUUUGUUAUAAGCCACAUCUUUUGUGGCUUGUAUUUUGUCCUCAUUUGGUUGAUUUGAUCUCGUUCCUUCAUUUCUUGGUAUAGCUCUCCUUAAUGUUGAAAAUCAACCGGUUCUUGGUGCCGUGGCAACAGCCUCACAACUGUAAUCUAUUGCAUCUGCAGAAUUAAUUUUAUCAUCGAUCAUGUGUAUUUUUGACUUUUCCAAACAAUUCUACAUUUAGAUGUGAAGAUAAAAUAAUGAAUUUUAAAAUGAAAAUCUGCAUUAAUUUCCUUCCAA
Cryptomeria japonica (Japanese cedar) is the source of this 1805-nucleotide messenger RNA. RefSeq names its product putative lipase ROG1. The coding region runs from base 108 to 1352 and encodes 414 amino acids. The transcript has 10 exons. Lineage: Eukaryota; Viridiplantae; Streptophyta; Pinopsida; Cupressales; Cupressaceae. The record is from RefSeq and is a predicted model, not a curated record.